AUGGGAACCCCAAGACGCAGAGCUGGGCAAAAUGCAAGCCCAUACGGAAUGAGCUCCUCGAACAUUUUCGGGACGAACAACGAGGUUUUUGGAAGUAGCUUCAUGAACACUCCACAAUCGAGUAGAAGAACAAAGAACAGCAAGGGAAGUUUCCUCAAUAGCAUGCUGAAUGAAUCCAAGUACUUGAAUCAAAGUAAUACAGGUUCCCAGUUUCUGAGAUAUGGACACACCCCACUAGCCAUCAGAAGAAUAAAAUGUGCAAGAGCUGACAUAGGAGAUGUGGGAAGAGAAGCUUUUAUGGAAGACGUAGAAUCAGGAAGGCUUCCUCAUUUUAUCGAUUCAAAUUUAGAACAAAUAAAAGAAUUGUUUAAUCAGUUUUUUGAUGAAUUUAACAUAACGAAUUACAGUGAUGUUUUACAAUUCACAGAUGAGGAUAGAAGUAUUACUGAAUAUAUUUUAUUACACAGAGAUAAUUUAAAAGUAUAUCUGGCAUAUUAUGGAUGGAAAAUGAUAAAAUUUAUUGAAACAGGUAGACAAAAUGAAUGUAAAUUAAAUAACGAAAUAGAAGAAAAUGAUACAGAUGCUGUAAAAAAUUUAGAACACAUAAAAUCCUUUGAAGUAGAUCUAACACACAUAUAUUUUUUUAAUAAAAAAUUGUAUAAAUUGAUUGUUGAAUAUCCAUCGGAUUGUAUUAGUGAAAUUGACAAAAUUAUAAGUGCCAAAUACAAUUCUCUUUUAGCUUUAGUACUUGAAGGGGACGCAAUGUCAAGCUCAUCAGAUAAAUUUUCUCUAAACGUAGCAAAGCAGGAUUAUUGUAGAGUUCGAUUUUUUAACAAAAAACAUAAGGACACUCCUAGAAAAUUAGGACCAAACCAUAUAGAAACAUUAGUAUGUAUUAAAGGAGUUAUAAUUAGGUGUUCUAAUAUUAUACCAGAAAUGACAAUGGCAGCAUUUAAAUGUACAUCGAAAAAAAGAAUAGGUGUUAAUAAUUAUGAAAAAUGUAAUGAAGAAGUAUAUGAACAUGUUAUACAAGGAGAAGUACAAGAACCUUUAAGUUGUACAAAUUGCAACAAUAAAAAUACAUUCGAAUUAUGGCAUAACAAUUGCUGCUUUUCAUCAAAACAACUUAUAAAAUUAAGUGAAGUCACAGAACAUCUGAAACAAGGAGAAACACCACAAUCCAUAUCCAUUUAUGCAUAUGACGAUUUGAUAGACUAUACAAAACCAGGUGAUACAGUUGAAUUAACAGGAAUUUUAAAGGCAUCUCCAGUUAGAUUGAAUCCAAGAUCACGAUGUUACAACAGUGUUCACAGAACAUAUAUUAAUGUUAUACAUAUAAGAAAAGAAAACAAACAGAAAAUGAAGUUAACUGAACAAAAUGAUACAGGAUCCGUAAUUUUAAAAAGAAAUGAUGAUGGAACAGUGGAAGAAAAUUUUGAAAAAUUAAAUGAACAAGGAAAUCUAUUAUUCACUAGUGAAAUAAUACAAAAAAUGCAAAAAUUAAGUACAGAUCCGAAUAUCUACCAGAGACUGGUUGAUUCUGUAGCUCCAUCUAUUUAUGGAAGAGAUGAUAUUAAAAAAGGGCUCCUAUGUCAACUAUUUGGUGGUAGUAAAACAACUGACAAAUAUAAAAAUAAAUAUCGAUCUGAAAUUCAUAUUUUAUUAUGUGGAGACCCAUCAACAGCCAAAUCACAACUUUUACAUUAUGUGCAUAAAUUAUCCCCAAGAGGUAUUUACACAAGUGGUAAAGGUAGUAGUAGUGUUGGUUUGACGGCUUUCAUUUCGAAGGAUUCUGAAACGAAGGAAUAUAUUCUCGAAUCAGGUGCCGUUGUUUUAUCAGAUAAAGGAAUAUGUUGUAUUGACGAAUUUGACAAAAUGGAUGAUUCUGCAAGAGCUAUUUUACAUGAAGUAAUGGAACAACAAACUGUCACCAUUGCCAAAGCAGGAAUUGUUGCAACUCUCAAUGCACGUACAUCGGUUCUUGCAUCUGCCAACCCAAUUAACAGUAGAUAUGAUAAAAAUAAAGCUGUAGUAGAAAAUAUAAAUCUCCCACCAUCAUUAUUUUCUAGAUUUGAUUUGAUAUACCUUGUCAUCGAUCAAGCAAAUGAGGAAGAAGAUAAAAAAUUGGCUACUGUUCUGUGCAAAAAUUUUUCCUGCAGCGCAAAGGACGGAUCGGAUACUGAAACAGAUGAUGAGGUCGAUGAUGAAACGGAUGAUGAGACAGGUGAUAAAUUCGAUUCACAAUCAGAGAUAGACAUUAGGAAUCUAACUGACAGCGGUAUAGACUCACAUCAGAGGGAAAAAAGGAAAAAUGUUGGAGAAAAUAAUGCCUACAAAUCUUCUAAAAAAGGUUCAAAAAAUUACUUAAUUGAUUCGAACACCCUAGCAUUAUAUAUUGCAUACUGUCGUAUAACAUGCAAUCCAAUCAUUUCACUAGAAAGCAAAAAAAUAAUUAUUGAUGAAUACAUAAAAAUGAGAUGCAAAGAAGGAACAAAGUCUCCAACAGCAAGCCCAAGACAAUUAGAAGGAUUAGUUAGAUUGAGCCAAAGUCUAGCAAGAAUGAAACUGAAAAAUGUAGUAACCCCUGAGGAAGCUAAUGAAGCUGUACGUUUAAUGAACAUUGCGACCUUUCAAAGUUUAAUUGACCCCUUAAGUGGUAGAAUUGAUUUCGAUCAAGUAAACCUUGGACAGACAUCACAACAUAAAAAAAAGUCCGAUCUCAUAAAGGAUAUCAUAAUGAAUGCCCUUGUUUUAAGAAACAUGACAAAGGAUGAAUUACUCACACAUUGCAACGAAACAAUUAUGAACGACAGAAAUUAUACAAUGUCUAUGGAUAGAAAAUCCUUCGAAGAGGCUUUUCAUGAUCUCGAAAGAUCACAAGAGAUUACUCGAAUGUCUUCUGGUCUCUACAAGAAGAAGUGA
Plasmodium gonderi is the source of this 2922-nucleotide messenger RNA. RefSeq names its product DNA replication licensing factor MCM4. The transcript has a single exon. Lineage: Eukaryota; Apicomplexa; Aconoidasida; Haemosporida; Plasmodiidae. Gene Ontology annotation, biological process: DNA strand elongation involved in DNA replication; double-strand break repair via break-induced replication; mitotic DNA replication initiation. Gene Ontology annotation, molecular function: single-stranded DNA binding; ATP binding; single-stranded DNA helicase activity. Bases 1 to 2922 code for a protein of 973 amino acids. The record is from RefSeq and is a predicted model, not a curated record. Gene Ontology annotation, cellular component: nucleus; MCM complex.